Molecule: messenger RNA, 1103 nt
Organism: Nicotiana tabacum (common tobacco)
Lineage: Eukaryota; Viridiplantae; Streptophyta; Magnoliopsida; Solanales; Solanaceae
Product: peptidyl-prolyl cis-trans isomerase CYP18-1
Biological process (GO): protein folding; protein peptidyl-prolyl isomerization
Cellular component (GO): catalytic step 2 spliceosome
Molecular function (GO): peptidyl-prolyl cis-trans isomerase activity
Source: RefSeq, a predicted model, not a curated record
GACCCUUUGUGCAUACUGCUUGUGCCUCGAGAAAGAAGUCGAAGCUAACCGGGCCUUACAGAAGAUCCCCACAAAAACCCUUAUGUUAAACUCUUAUUUUUUCAUCAGUAGCAAAGCAGAAAAGGGCUCCGAGUCAGCUCUAAUAAUCUCAAAGACUCAAGCAGCAAAACAUGUCAGUGACGCUUCAUACAAACCUAGGCGAUAUCAAGUGCGAAAUCUUCUGUGACGAAGUCCCUAGAACUGCUGAGAACUUCUUGGCAUUAUGCGCAAGUGGUUAUUAUGAUGGGACAAUAUUUCACAGAAAUAUAAAGGGUUUCAUGAUCCAAGGUGGUGACCCAACAGGUACAGGAAAAGGCGGGACAAGUAUUUGGGGAAAAAAAGUCAAUGACGAGAUACGGGAGUCUCUCAAGCACAAUGCAAGAGGGAUAUUGUCAAUGGCCAACAGUGGCCCUAAUACCAACGGGAGCCAGUUUUUCAUGACAUAUGCCAAGCAACCACAUCUUAAUGGAUUGUACACCAUCUUCGGGAAAGUGAUACAUGGAUUUGAGGUCCUUGAUAUUAUGGAAAAGACUCCAACAGGACAAGGUGAUAAGCCCCUUGCCGAAAUCAGGCUCAACCGGGUGACCAUACAUGCUAAUCCACUUGCUGGCUGAUGUUAUUUUGAAAGCAUGGUAUGGCAGCAUGUGUAAUCUCAUUGUUGGACAUGUCGAUCAUGGUGAUUACUUAGUAUCAUUGCUAUGGUCAACCUUCAUCACCGACAAAUUUACUGGUAGAUAGGGAGUAGUUAAUACGGGAUAUGGUAGUAGUAAUGAAGCAUCCAUUGCUUGUACUAGAUUAGCUGCAGAAGUGUUAUUUUCUUGAAAAUACAAUCUUGAUAUCUCCAAAUAGCAAUAUCUAACUGAAGCCUUGAAUUGGUUCACUAGAUUUACAUGUUUACUGUUUACAUUACAAAGGCCUAAUGUAUCUCAAGUAAUCAUGUAUCUUGGUAUGAAAUAUGAGAACGACCAGUGCAAAUCUAGUUGGAUGCUAAUGGUGAAAUAUGAAAAGAUUUAAGAUUUAUGGAAUGUAAAUCAGGAAUAGUUAACGUGGGUUAUACUUUUGAA